AUGGACCCCAGCUCUCACAAACGCUAUCAUCUACAUGAAUGUGAACCAACAGACAGGUUUAAUGCAUAUUAUUCUGGAACAGUGGAAAAGUAUAUCACUGACGAGACUGUAAGAUUUCCAAUGCAACAGCUUUAUAAGGUGGCAGGGCAAGGUAUGUUCAGUUUAAUACAUUAAUACAUUUAAAAAUAUUGCACAUUUUCAUUGGUAUUAUAAAUAUAUAUUUAACUUCUUUAUUUUUUGCAGUGCAUAGAGUAACAUACAGGCAUUAAAACAAUGCGUUCAAAAGAAAAGAGUAGCUUAGUACAUCAAAGGUAUUGCACUUUUUGUGUAAUGGUAUAUGCACUAUGCACAGUCUUUCAGCCAGUAGCAGGGUGAAAAUUAACCCCUUCAGGACGGUGUCAAUAGUGCACAAAACAAAACAUAAAUAAAAACUGGAAUUUGCGCUAUAUGUCUGUUCAACCGUAAUUCACCUCUUUCAUAUUAAAUGCACCCACAUUAUAUAUCAUUUUGUUCAGGAGAAACAGGGCUUUCAUUUCAUAUCAAAUAUUUAUAUAUGAAACAUAAUUUAUUAUGAAUAAAAUUAAAAAAAAUGUGAGAAAGUUUAAAUUUUUAGAAAAAAAAAUUGUAGUUCCGCCUCACAUUUUAGCUGUAAAUGUCAUAAUAUUGUUAGGUUUUACUGCAAAAUAAUGCCCAUAUUUGUAAUCAGCGAUGUCUCACAAGUACAACAGUACCCCCCAUUAAUAGGUUUUAUGGUGUUUUGGAAACCCAAACCCAGGACCCGCCCCGGGUGCCACAUGCCCUAGGUACGCCCCUGGUUGUCAGGCAUGUCAAUCAAAUUUUAAUUAAUCAAAUCACAUAAUUAUGUUAAAAGAUUAUUUAAAUAUACACGUAGAAUUUUAAUAUAUAUGCAUUUAUAGGUAUUUAAAUUCUACAUGUAUACUAAUGUAAUCUUUUAUGUAAUUAUAUGUAUUUAUCUAUAUAUAUAUAUUUGCGGUUAUUUGUAUUUUAUAUAUAGAUAGAUAUAUAUAGAAUGUCAUUCUAAGUGUAUUUUGUCACCAAUAUAUAUAUAUAUAUAUAUUAAUAACAAAAUACAGUUAGAAUGAAAUUACAUAUGAAUAUAUAAUUUAUAUUAAAUGUUGUUUCAAUAUUUUAUUUAUUUAUUUUAUUAUUUUAUUUAUUUAUUAUUGUAAUUAUACGUAUAUAUAUAUAAUAUAUGUGUAUAUAUCUAUUAUAUAUAUAAUAUAUAUACAUAUUAUAUAUGUAACGUCAUUCUAAGUGUAUUUUAAUAUUAAUAUAUAUACUAAUAUUAGUAUUAAAAUACACUUUGUAUGACGUUACAUAUAUAUAAUAUGUAUAUAUAUAUAUAUAUAUAUAUAUAUAAAUAUUAUAUAUAUAUAUAUAUAUAUAUAUAUAUAUAUAUAUAUAUAAAUACUUUUAAUUUAAUUUUAAACAUGUCUAAUUUUUUUUUUUACACUACCUAACAGCAGGGGGACUGUCUGAUAUUUCAGACAGUCCACCUGCUGGCAGAUCUACAGCCAGCUAUAGGGGGCCACGUGAUCGCUCUUUGAGAGCUAUCACAUGGCCCCCGGGGGGCUAAUUUGCCGGGGGAGGGCUGCCUGGGCUUUCAGGCAGCCCUCCAGAAGAGCAUCGUGGAAGAGGUGAGUAGAUCUCACCUCCUGGGGGCUUAAGCCGUUACGGCGUUCUAUGCCGCCGCAACGGCUUUAAAGCCCUUUAAAGCCGGGACUGCAUUGAACGCCGUAACGGUGUUAAGGGGUUAACGGGGUUAACGGAAUGAGCGACAGGUGUGUGGUGGAAAUCAUAACAGUAAAUAAUGAAUAAAAGUAGAGUGAAACAUACAGCUUGUCUAUGAGUGUAAGCUUCCAGGAGGCCCCCUAAUCAGGUUAUAAACAUAAGCGAAGCAGUUGUUAUUACUAAGCAUUGGUCCAAUCUCCCAGCAAGGUCUGUGCAAGUGAUGCUGGAUGUUGUUGGAAUCUCAGCUGAAUUUAGUGUCGCAUGUGGUGUUUGCCAUCUCGUAUACGCUUUAGUACUAGUUGGUUGUUGAGCAGGUAUGCCACAUACCCUCAGUAGUGGUAGGGUGCCUAGAUGGAGCAGACUGUGAUCAUCCCUAUGGGUCUAAAAAGGGGGAAAAUGGGGCACAAGUUGGCAGCACAAGCCAGGAGCAGAGAUCGGCAGCUGGUUUCCUCAUCCAGUCUCACUAGGUCACCAAGCUUAUUCUCUGUCCUCCAGCAGUGUGGACAUCUGAUGAUAUCAAAGCACAUUUCAGCUCAGGAACACCACAGACUUGACUUUCUUCUGUAACUUGAAAAUUAGGGGCACACAGUAAACAGCUGGAUAUUUUUGGAGAGUGCCUAAAAAUUCGGUGCUGCAUUGUACAGAUCCCUGAAAAAAACAACUUGGCUUUGAAGAGGAUAUGGAAGUAGGUCACAGCAAAUGAUGGAUGGUUGGGUGGGAUGGAUAAGACAUAUGAUCUCAUCUAUCCUCUGCGGAGCAGAUAGCCUCUGGCAGAUCUGUGACAUCUCUAUUUUUUAAACGUAUAUUUUCAGUUAGGUAGUUUUCAGUUUUUCCAGAAUUCGGAAUUGAUAAAAAGGCUCCAAAAGAUUUAAUUAAUUCCUUAAAUCAUCACAUGUGGACAAGGGAAUUACAAAAUGUAGGGUAUUUUGGAUCAAAUGUUGCAUUUCUCUUGUGAGUUGGUCAGAUUUCGUGGUUUAGUAGAUAACUCUCUAAAAGAUCAAUAUAACAUUAAAGAGGUUAUCUGAACGAUUAAUUAAAAAAUAUUAUUUUAUAGUUCAAGUCAUGAGAACACUGUAAUAUAUCUGUGUUGAUCUUGACUUGCACUGACUCAUGAUAUGUCUCGUGUCAGUUAGUCAACAGGAUCCACUAACUAAUUAACAAAGUAUAUAGCAGCAUGCUGGUUACAAUAUCCUCAUAGACCACUAUGAUUUAGAAUGGAUCCCAGCUCUCACAAACGCCAUCAUCUCCAUGAAUUGGAAUCAAAAUACUUUAUGCUCUAUGUUCCUCAACUAUUGCCAGUGGUUUAGGGGUUAAGAAUUAAUCAGCCAUCAGUUUAACUUCAGGCCACUUCUUCUCCAGUUUCCAGACUGUGAUAAGGGGCUUAGUCUUGGACAUGGGUGAGAGGUUCAGAAAUAAAGUAUUGGGGGGCUGGCCUCAGCAGCCUGCUGUUUACAUAAUUCACCACUCAACUGCUAACAAAGGGUGAGAGGCAUAGGAGUCUCUGCACCAGAUCUCUCGCAUAAAAAGUUCCCUGCAGUUAUACAGCCUGGAGGAUUUACGGCAGGCAUCUCAACUUAACAGACAAUGAUAUGUAUCUCCAGAAUGAAUCAUUGUUAAAAAGAAUGGUUGCAAGGCAAGGCUCAUUGGACCAUAACCACUCCAAUAAGUUUAAGUAGUUAAGGUGUGAUUCAAUAUAUUUGUUGGGAGACAAUGGGGGUGGAAUAUAUCAGUGCUUGUAAUUUUGGCUGCUAGAACUUCCUAGAAACCAGAGUCUCUUCUUUUCUGACAAUACUGUAGGUAUGGAAGGUAUUGUUAGGAAGCAGCACCUAUGGUAGUCUUAUCAAGCUCAGGGCAAUAUGGGCGAAAAAAGGGAGAGGACACAAAUAUAGUGUAGUAUAUUAGACUGCUAGUGAUAGUAAAUAAAGGAAAAUUGCACUUACAAUUUUCUGGAACUAAUAUUUAGCUCCAGAUUUAUGCGCCUGGACGGUACAAUCCCCGUCUAUGGAUAUUAUGAUGAUCUUGGUGCACUCACAAAGGUGUCUUCAGGGUAUGUACGGGUAUUCCUUUACCAAAAAGCAGGAUUAGCAAGAUUAGCAGGAUUAGAAAAGCAGGCAAAUGAAAUAUUUCUCAGUUUAAGAGGCAUAGGUGGAAUAAUCCCCACCAAGAAUAUCACUUGCGUGUCCUCGGGUUCCUGACAAUAAAACUAAACAGUUUUUCCCAAAAUAUAACUAACUCAGACAGAACCACAAUCCUCCCCCCACUCCCUCCCAUUGUGAGAACAAACACCAACUGCAGACCAAGUUUAUAAAUAUCUGUAUUUUAAAGUGUAAUUAGGCGAUUUCCAAACAGCUGUUCUCUUUACAGGUCUGUACACAAAAUGACAAAGGUAGAAAACAGUAAAGUAUAUAAAAGUCAGACCGGGUAGGCCUACUUAGUGUCUAUAUAAAUACACAGUAUCAGACUGAUUUCUCGAAAUGAUGAGAAAACUGUCUUUGCACCAACGGGGGUUGAUAUUCCCAACCGAUUUUAGAUUUAUUUGUUUUUGUGUACAUGUAUAUGCAACAAUAGUGGAAAAAAACAAAACAAAUUAAUGGCAAAUCAGAGAAGAAGCUUUAUGAUUUUAAAUUAUAAAAAUGUUAACAUUAAAUGUCCAAGGUAUGAACUCAACAACAAAAAGGUCUUUAGUAUACAAAUAUUUGACUAAAAAACAUAUCGACCUAGGCUUUCUCCAAGAAACACACUGGAGACAGGCAUACAAACAAACAUGGGGUGGAAAAAGAUUUCCAAAUAUUGUUCAUGAUUCAGAGGGAAGAUUUUUGGUGAUAGUCUGUAAAAUAAAUGGAAACUUAUUUACAUUAUGCAAUGUCCACCUGCCAAAUAAAUCUUCAACAACUUAUUUAAGAAAAAUAUUAGAAAAAGCAGAAGAAAUAAAAACAGGACAAAUCAUACUUGCAGGAGAUUUUAAUUGAGUUCUAGACCCCAAUCUCGAUAAAAAAAAAUAAUGAAAGGAGCCAAAAUCAAUGGUGUUCAAACAAGUUAAAUCUCUAAAUAAAACUAAGAAUAAAUUCAAUUUCUAUGAGAUAUGGAGAAUUAUAAACACAAAUGAUCUGGACUAUACUCAUUUCUCAAGAGUCCAUUUGUCUUAGUCAAGAAUAGAAACACAGAAACAUAGAUCCUACGCUUAUAGAAAUAAUAACUAAAAUAGAAACUAAAGAAAUAAAUUGGACAGACCAUAAUGGAGUGAUAUGUAAAAUUGGAGCUAGCAAAAAGUUCAGACUAUAACAGAAAAUAUAUUGAACUGAAUACUAAUAACUGUUUUGGAGAAAAUAAGACGGAGAAUAUGGAUCCAAUGAUUUUAUUGUGUGCGUUUAAGGCAGUAAUCAGAGGAUAUUUUAUUAAAUGAAAUAAAAAAUAAAUAACAAAAAUAAAAAAAAAUUACAAAGACAACUCAAUAAAAAUCUCAAAUUAAGUGACCUUUAUACAGAAUUAAGAAAGCUAACUCAAAUUAUAUAAAAAAAAAAAAACAACAUCUGAAAAUUCUAAUAAAAUAAUUGCGGUAAAGGAAAAACUAAAUCAACUGCUAAUGGAAAGAACCGUUAAAAAUUUAGACAGAUUGAAGCGUAAAUAUUACUCUAAAGGAAAUAGAGCAGAUAAAAUGCUAUAACAAAAACUUAGACAGCAAAAAGGAUCAAAUAAAGUGGAAAAACUAAUAGAUAAAGAUAAAAUAUUUGAAACACCUAAAGACAUAGGGCAACAAUUCAAUGAGUUUUACAGCAAACUGUAUAAUAUUCCAUCAACAAUGACUAGAGAGGAUAUCAAACAAUAUAUCGACAAAUCAAAUUUACCUCAGAUUACGGAUGGAUAGAUUUUCUUUGAAUAAAGAAAUAACUAUUGAAUAAGUCAAACAGGCUAUUACUAAUUUAGAAAAAUUUUAAACUCCGGGUCCAGAUUGAUUUGGUAAUUUAUUUUAUAAGUUAUUUCUAGAACAAAUUAGCCCCUACUUAACCAAUACCUUUAACCAUGUGGCUAAAAAUAGGCUCUUUUUCAGUAGAGAUUCUACCUAUUCUAAAAUAUUGCCCUGAACUUGAGAAGACUACCAUAGGCAUUGAUUCCUGACACUACAUUCUAUUAUCUUUGUUUGUUUAAGAAAUACAAAUGGAUCCAUUAUGACUGCAGAUUUAAUAAAUGAAUGCUUUUUAUAAAAAAUAAAUAAAUUUCCUUUGGUGCAUAGGCUAAUGAAAUGUGCUAUGUGUACGGCAAGGUAAAAUGUAUGAAAAUGAGAAAAUAACUCGUCUAAAAUACAAUCUGUAUCUAGCCACAUGUAUGUACAUGCAUUAUGUUAAGUAUUCUGACAGUAAAAGAAUUAAAUAGGGAACAUACCCUGAGAAAAUAUGUUACGUGUAAAACAACAUUAUAGUCUUAAUGCUUCUAAAAUAUGUGUUUUUAGAAUUUAAAAAAAAUUGUAAAUUGAAUGAAGUCUCAAUUCAAAACAAAAGUUCUAAAGUUAUAUUAAAUAUUUAAUAGUUAUCAUUUUCGAUACUCAAAUGUAUUAACUUUCAGCUCUUUCAAUCAAAUCUAAGUGAAAAAACAGAUCUAAAGUAAUUUUGGACAAGUUUUUACCUUUGUUUAUGGUUUUCUUUCGGGAUUUUUUCACUGCAGGUCAAAUUACAGGAGACUAUUUGAUUGAUAUUUCUUCUGGCUGUAACAUUCACCAUCUAUUGCCCAUGUUUGAGUUUUUCAAAGACAUCACUAUUUUAGAAUUUAGUGAUCUCUGUUUGAAGGAACUAGUGAAAUGGAAGCAUAGGGAGUCAGAAAGCUAUGACUGGACUCAUGCCUUAUCGAUCAUGAAAGAAUUGCAAGGUUCAAGGUAA
This is a messenger RNA of Pelobates cultripes (western spadefoot toad), 6623 nucleotides long. NCBI's taxonomy places the organism in Eukaryota, Metazoa, Chordata, Amphibia, Anura, Pelobatidae. The record is from the annotation of a GenBank genome assembly.